ACCUGGAAACAGCGCCACAAUUUAUUUUCGAGUUGUUGCGUUUGCUGAAUGCGUUUGGCUUGUAUUUCAUUGUUUAUUGACAACAACGGGUAUUUCUCCGUUUUCUGACACGCUAAACGAGUUCAAUUAUUAACUCGCGGGUCGUUACACGCGGCUUGGCGCGGUUAAUACCGCUCGGAGAACUGGAAGGACAGUUUUUACACAUUUGCGGUCCGUCCCCACGCUCACACCCAUCUGGACUUAAAAGUGUUUCGAUUAAAAACACGACGAAGGCAUGAGCGAAGCGUUCAAACAGCCUAAAGGAUGAAUCGUGUACAAGUGGAUUUUAAAGGGUUGCCAGCCCACAUCUUGGAGAACAGUGUUAGAGUAGAAACCUUUCAAAACCUAAGGUCAUCGGACAAUGUCCUUACUCCACUGACAUUCCCAAAAUCUAAAGUCUCUCUCUGGGAUCCUUCUCCCAGUGGGGAUGUUGUCAGUCUACAUUUUUCAUAUUACAGAAACCCGAGACUGUUACUUGUGGAAAAAGCAUUACGUUUAGCUCACCGGCAUGCUAGACAGACAAACAAGCCUCGGUUUUUCUGUUUCCUGCUUGGGACGCUGGCAGUAGACAGUGAUGAGGAAGGGGUGACGAUAACCCUGGAUCGUUUUGAUCCGGGCAGAGAGCAGACGGGAUGUCCUGGGAAAGCACCAACUGCCCUACUCCCCGGAGACAUCCUUGUGCCAUGUGUAUUUGAAGCCCAGCAUGCUACUGGCAGCACAGUGCACUCGAGGGAGGAUUUGAACGUCUCGUUUAAGAUGCUUCAACAUUGCUGCUGCAGUAAAGAGAUGCUGGAGUUGUCCAAACUCCUCACUUUGCGAGCUCGUCUCAGCUGCUCAGAGAACAUGGACAGACUCACCUUUGACCUGUCCUGGGCGGCUGUCACUUUGGCUUGCAUGCUAGACGCCGUCCCUGUCCGGGCAGUGCCCGUCAUCCCAACCGCACUGGCCAGGAACCUCAGCGGCCCUGCAGGUGUGACCCAAAACAGCAGGAAACGUGGGUUUCUUACUAUGGAUCAAACCAGGAAGCUUCUCCUCAUACUUGAAUCUGAUCCCAAGGCUUACACUCUCCCGCUAGUAGGAAUAUGGUUGAGUGGUGUUACACACAUUCAUAAUCCCCUGGUGUGGGCAUGGUGUCUGAGGUACCUGCACAGCUCCGCCCUCCAAGACAAAGUGAUGUCAGAGGGAGGCGCUUUCCUGGUGGUUCUGUACUCCCUGACUCACCGGGAUCCAGAGUUUUACCAGUGUAAACCAUGUGUCGGACAGCAGCAAAUGAGCUUUCAGCUGCUCACCAGCACAGAGUCAUUCACGCUUUACAAGAAUGUAGAGCCUUCAGACGGACGCCCUCUACAAUUUGAGCUCAGCGCUGAGAACCAAAAUCAGGAAACUGUGCUGUUUGAGGAAGUGCUCUCCCAGACUGUGUUAACAGGGACAACUCUUGCAGCAGCCUCAGCUGCUCCACAGAAUAAACUGUCUAUCAGUGAUCAUGACUCGGGUGUAGAAGAUGAAGAACUCUCUCCUCGGCCGUCUCCAAACCCUCAUCCUGUCAGUCAGCAGACUAGACGUGUUCAUCCUUCAGUACCAGAACUCUCGAUGGUCAUAGAUGGCAGCUUUUUGGACGGGAGUGUUGUUAAUGCACAAGAUUCGAUUCCUGUUUCUCAUAGCCUUGCGAAUGUCCAGCGGAGAAGCAUUAGCCCUGCCCGCCUGGGCCACUCGGUGUUAAGACCUCCAGAACACACAAGCGUCCCUGGACCUCCUCCAAUUCGAAGACCACUAACUCCCAUCCUCUCUCAGCCAAAAAACAAACUACAUCCUAAUCCGGGACAACAGACACCACAACCCCACCUAAAUCGUAAAUCCCUGCCCUCAAUGAGAAGAUCAAGAGAAGGCUCGUCAACAUCAUCUGCAUCUUCGUCUUCAUCCUCUUCAUCAACAAGGAACACGGCUUCGCCCAAUGGCUCUUUUCAUCAGAGGCAGCGUCCCUCUCCAGGUUUCCCGACCAAACCCCAGCCAAUUCAUUCUGGACCCCCAAUAUCAGCCCACAGUAGUGCCAGAAAGAGUUCAGCCAUGCCUAGCCAGACCCCCAUUCAUCAUCCGUCCCAACACAGGCUCUUCCAUAGCACCCCAGCGGCCAAUCCUUGCAGCUGUUGCACCAACCAACCCAGCCACGUCCCACUGUAUCAAAACAACACCUGGCAAGGGACACCGGCGUAUCCCACUGUGGCACACAACCCUUGUGGUUUUCAUUGUGGCACUGAGAGCGUCCCACUUGGGGAUCACUGCAUCUCACCAUCUCGGCAGUCUUUGGGUUGUCGCAUCUCUCUGACUAAAAGUCCUGUUGUUCCAGUUCACUACUCUCCAUCACAAGGUCCAUGUGUCUCCACAAUCAAAGGUUCUGUUGAGCAAGUCCCAUCCUGUCAAGCUCAGUGCUGCCAGGUAGUCCAGUCUAGCCAGGUAGCAUGCUUGGAGACCCCCAUGGGUCUCCUUCCUGCUGAUGCUUACAAGAUGCUUAUGGAUCAAGAGCGUCAGCUGAAGUUACUUCAACUCCAGAUUCAGAAACUUCUUGAGUCUCAGAGCAAAACACCUCUGGUAUCGUCUGCAGAACAUGAUACUCAGCAGGAAAGAGCUAAUCAGACGCCCACAUUGCCACCGAAACGCACAAGCGUCAGUGUUGCUGUAGGAACAGGAGCUAGCUUGUUUUGGAACGCCCCUCAGGAGGCCUCCACACAUGAGGACCCAAGUCUGCAUUGGCAGACUGAGAUGGAGCCAAAGUCUGGAUGUCAAAAUGACAGUGUAGUCACUUCCAGACUCGGAUCUGAAAAUGCAUGUCGUUACACUGAAGAGCGGAGUCCAGGAUCUCCUCUACAUCCAGCAUCUCCAAAACCCAACAUGUCGUCUGGUUUCGGAGCACAUUCGUUUCAGAGUCCAGUGUUGGGAGAGAGUGCUAGCAUGUAUUAUAACUCUCAGUCACAGAGUUACGAUCUGUCUGAAAACCGAGAAAUGGACAACCCAAGAUUUUACCAAGAACUACUGGGUCAGGUACAAAGUCGUCUGCAAGACUCUGCAGUGGUGGACGAAAAGGUAGAGCGAGAUCCAGAGAGUGUCCCAAACAGACACAGUCUGUCCCCUGUAGGUCAUCAGUCAAAGAAAUCACCAACAUCUUCCAUACCCCAAACUCAAAAAACAAAGCACAGAUCCAGUCCACCAGAACAGGACCGUGUCUUAAGUGCAACAUUAAGACAACUCCAACAGUUCGGGGUGAAUGUAGACUUAGAGUCUGCCCAGGGAAAGACGACACGUGCAACUGUGGAAAGUGCCAGUACUCUUGCGUGCAUUAACCCAGAGGCGGUGAUUCCAAGACUAGCCCUUUCUGAACCAAUGGGCACCAGCAUUUGGGCACCAAGCGGCAGUGUAGACCUUAGCCUUGAGGCUAAUGCCAUUGCACUCAAGUACCUAAGCGACUCGCAACUGUCAAGACUCUCACUAGGCAGUCAACAUCCAGACCCCAGCGCGAUUCUCCUAAAAAGACCCGCUGUGGAAAAAAGCAGCGUUGGACUUAGUAUACUGUCCCCCAGCAACAUGUCUCUAGCAACCUGUAAGUACAUGAAGAAAUACGGACUGAUUGAAGGAGGAAACAGCAGCGAGGAAGAGCAAGAGGACGCAGUCCUGGUAGACUCAGCUCUUGGCUGUUCAGUCCAGCACGAAACGUCCAAGAACGUGAGCGUUAAAGACCAGAGCGAGACGGUUCUUAAAAACAUUAUAAACAAACCAGUCGCAAGUCUCAACGUUGAGUCUCAAGAGCAGAUAAUCAGAGACUUGCGGCCCAAAAUGCAACUGCUUAUGCAAGGCGGGACAAACCCAGAGAAGGAGAACAAUGCUAAGAAAGGUGUGAGUCAACGUAGGUCCUCUCUAACAGAAAACCAGAGGACGCAGGAAGUCACAGAGUCGGAGGGAUCAGUGGGAAAUUUCCUGGAUCUGAGUAGGUUACGCCAGCUCCCCAAGCUCUUCUAAAAUGCCUCACGGGGGUUUUCCAAAGACUCGCCACUAAUUCUCGAAGAUCUGUCUUCCAUUGUUUGUUUACAAAGUAUAAGAUGAUUUAACGUUCCUUGAAAGAUUUUAAGUGUUUUAUCAUCUGUACCUUUUCGUCUCAUCACUUUAAUGUUAUUUCCUUUUUCAUGGAAGUUUUUAAAUGUUUACCCGAUGACUCCUCAUGUGUCAUGUACAUGCUAAGUAUUUGUACUAAGCCUAGUAUGAAGUGACUCGCUUAAAGGCAGAAUUGUUUUCGUUUUACUCAUUUUACUUAUUCAUGGCAUUACUUGACUCUACAAUUUCAGAGGGAGAAGUACUCCUUAAGUUUUUAUCCUGUUGUGUUUUCUAUGUUUUUUUUAAAUGACUUCAUGUAUGUGUUUCAUAAUUA
This is a messenger RNA of Labeo rohita (rohu), 4453 nucleotides long. It is a transcript of the gene stil, whose product is annotated as STIL centriolar assembly protein. Gene Ontology annotation, cellular component: centrosome; centriole. Gene Ontology annotation, biological process: protein localization to centrosome; centrosome duplication; smoothened signaling pathway. The record is from RefSeq and is a predicted model, not a curated record. Bases 304 to 4047 code for a protein of 1247 amino acids. The transcript has 17 exons. Lineage: Eukaryota; Metazoa; Chordata; Actinopteri; Cypriniformes; Cyprinidae.